AUGUUGGUUCAUUGGACAGCAGACCGUGGCCAUGGAUGUCCGAAUCAGCUAGUAAAUGGUGACAUAGAAGAUGGCGUAAUGUCACCAGGUUUAGAUGUGAAAACUGCGGAACCACUCUUUGACAAUAGAUCCAUUUAUCUGAUCAUUUUGGUGACAACAACUUCAGACAGUAUCAUAACAUGCACCGUCUCUGUCAAAAUUUAUAAUCGGUCUCAAUACAGUAUCAUUUUGCGUGCGCCAAAAUUCAAUCAUAUUCUUUUGAAUCAAAUGACUUCAGCAGUGAUGCCGAUUGCAUUCAGAGUUUAUAUUUUUGAUCUUUUUCUUCAGAUGCUUAAAAUAGCUGUGAAAAGUGGCAACAAUCUUUGCGCUUUUCUGAGAGUUCAGGACGAUUCGGCAGGGAUGCUUGGUCAGAACUCCUUCAUGCAAGUGUCAUUCACUCGAAAAGCAUCACUUAUGCUACUGGCAAAUUCACCACUUCAUAUUUUCGUAAUGAUGAUGAAUGAUGACCGUGCAUGCAAUAUAUUUGCUCCUGCUCGUACGUUUGCAUUCUGCGUUCCAUAA
Messenger RNA from Acanthocheilonema viteae, 561 nucleotides. Lineage: Eukaryota; Metazoa; Nematoda; Chromadorea; Rhabditida; Onchocercidae. The record is from the annotation of a GenBank genome assembly.